AUGGGGCGUAAAGGCUUUAAGUCGGUGUGGACUGCCAACCGGAUCGGCGGAGCCGCCUAUUUGCACGCUGUAUAUGUGUUCGGGCUGGGGCGUAAGGGUAUUACGGCAUUUCUGGUCGGCGCAGGGUCUCCGGGACUUCACGUGGGUCCGCCGCUGCAGAAAUUGGGCAUCAAAGCUUCGUCUACGUGCCCGGUACAUUUCGAUGAUGUAGAGGUGUCCGAAGACUGCAUUUUAGGGGAGGUGGGCGAAGGCUACAAAGUCGCUAUGUCUCUGCUCAACGAAGGACGCAUAGGUGCGGCUUCCCGACUGAACCGUAAUAUAACCGUCGUGCCGGUGACAGAGACCCCGCUGCAAGCCUUGAGCAGCGCGGGCGAGCUGUGCAGUCGAAUACAAUGCCGCGAUCCAUGA
Messenger RNA from Rangifer tarandus platyrhynchus (Svalbard reindeer), 408 nucleotides. The record is from the annotation of a GenBank genome assembly. NCBI's taxonomy places the organism in Eukaryota, Metazoa, Chordata, Mammalia, Artiodactyla, Cervidae.